GCAAAACUUAUAUGCUACAACUAAGCAAAACUUACAUGCAACAACCAAGUGAAACAUAUAUGCAAGAACUAGAUGAAACUUACAUGCAACAAUUGGGUGGUGAAGUUUACAUACAACAAGUAGGCAACGAAGCUUAUGUGCAACAAGUAGGCUACAAAGCUUAUAUACAACAAGUAGACAACAAAGCUUAUAUACAACAAGUGGGCGACGAAGCUUAUAUGCAACAUCUUUUUCAACCAACUAAUAAAUCUUUUUAUGAACAACUUAUAAAUGAUGAAAAUAAUAUAACUAUAAUCUUUAGAAUGUUCUUUCUAGUAUAUAUUGUUUUUAACUAA
This is a messenger RNA of Dentiscutata erythropus, 335 nucleotides long. Lineage: Eukaryota; Fungi; Glomeromycota; Glomeromycetes; Diversisporales; Gigasporaceae. The record is from the annotation of a GenBank genome assembly.